AUGUUGGUUGACAGUUCGAAUGGAGAUUUUAAUGCUGAUGUAAUUAUAACUGGAACAAAAGCAGCACAAAAUGAAGCUAAAAAAUUAAUAGAAGAGUUACUAGAUGAUUCUCCGCACCCUAUACCAAAGACAGUAGAACAGAAUAAGAUGCAAUAUAACGAACCUAAGAUAGAUUUUAAUAAUUUUGACUGGACCCAAGCUAGUAAACAAUGUGAUAAUUAUCUAAAAGAAAAGUGGUCAAAAUUCCCACCUAUUGUCAAAAACUUUUAUAAAGAGCAUCCUCAUGUUGCUAGUAUGACAAAAGAAUAUGUAGCACAUAUAAGGAAAAUAAAUAAUAAUAUAGAAGCCAGUUACAUGUUUAGUGAAAAAGAAAAACAUUCUGAAGAACCUGUUCCAAAUCCAAUUGAAACAUUCGAACAGGCCUUUGAACCUUAUCCAGAUAUACUCGAGAAAAUAAGGAAACAAGGAUUUACAAAACCUAGUCCUAUCCAAUGUCAAGCUUGGCCUAUCCUUCUUAGUGGUAAAGAUCUCAUUGGUAUUGCUCAAACAAGCACAGGAAAAACGUUAGCAUUUUUACUGCCAGCUUUAAUACAUAUAGAGGGACAAGAAACGCCGCGAUCGGAACGGAAUGGCCCUAAUGUUCUUGUUAUGGCUCCAACAAGAGAAUUAGCAUUACAAAUAGAGAAAGAAGUGAAUAAAUAUACUUAUCAUGGUAUAAAAGCGGUAUGUGUGUAUGGGGGUGGCAGUCGUAAGGAACAAAUCACCCUGGUACUAAAAGGGUUAGAAAUAGUCAUUGCAACGCCUGGAAGACUGAAUGAUCUCGUUGAAGCGAAUGUUUUGAAUGUUUCAUCUGUCACAUAUCUUGUGUUGGAUGAAGCUGAUCGUAUGCUUGACAUGGGGUUUGAAGCUCAAAUUAGAAAAACUUUGUUAGAUAUAAGACUAGAUCAACAAACAGUUAUGACAAGUGCCACGUGGCCUCACUCAAGAAGUGAAUAA
Messenger RNA from Megalopta genalis, 996 nucleotides. Its product is annotated as putative ATP-dependent RNA helicase DDX43. Lineage: Eukaryota; Metazoa; Arthropoda; Insecta; Hymenoptera; Halictidae. The record is from RefSeq and is a predicted model, not a curated record. Gene Ontology annotation, molecular function: RNA helicase activity; ATP binding; nucleic acid binding.